Molecule: messenger RNA, 1404 nt
Organism: Anthostomella pinea
Lineage: Eukaryota; Fungi; Ascomycota; Sordariomycetes; Xylariales; Xylariaceae
Source: the annotation of a GenBank genome assembly
AUGGCUCCGGUGGUCGCUCGCUUGGUGUCUGAGAGCAAGCCUCGUGUUGUUCCAGGAAAGCUGCUCGUCAAAGAAUUCUGGUUCGAGGUUCCGCUCGACCACUCAAAGCCAGAUGCCAAGACCGUCAGGCUAUUUGCGAGAAGCGCAGUCAAACAUGAGAAGCCCGUCGUCGAAUCCUCGCCGGCUGAGGUCAUCCAGAGACCUUUCUUGGUCUUCUUACAGGGCGGUCCAGGCUUUGGUACCCCGGCCCCGCAGGACAGCCCUCUGUCGAAGCAUAUGCUCGAUCGAGGUUACGAGCUACUCAUGCUGGACCAGAGAGGCACGGGAUUCAGCUGUCCCGUGUCUGCCAACACGUUGGAGAUCGUCGGCGGUCCUCGGGAGCAAGCCGACUACCUCAAGCAUUUCAGAGCAGACACUCUCGUCAGGGAUAGCGAGGCUGUUCGGCUUUGUCUCACCAAAGACUACCCACCGGAAAAGAAGAAGUGGUCCACCUUUGGCCAGUCGUUCGGAGGCCUGAUGACUCUGACGUACCUCUCACUCGCACCGGAAGGUCUCCGAGAAUGCUUCAUCACCGGAGGCCUUGCCGCUCUGGACAAAGGCCCAGAGGAGGUGUACCAGUCUACCUACCGAAAGGUAAUGGAGCGAAACAGCGCAUAUUACAAGAAGUACCCCGAGGAUAUCGCGACAGUGAAAUGGCUUGCCGACAAGAUUCGGGACAUGGGCGGCGACACAGGGAUCCCCCUGCCAGCUGGCGGUUUCUUGACCGUCCAGCGACUGAUGACCCUCGGCUUGAGUCUGGGAAUGCAUGGCGGCAUUGACACUGUUCACAACGUCAUUUUGAGAAUGAAGGGGGAACUGGAUCAGUUCGGCGUCUUCACUCGAUUCACCCUCAACACGCUAGAGCAGGACAGUUGGGACAUCGCCCCAAUCUAUUCACUACUUCAUGAGCCAUGCUGGUGCUACGGCCCAGGGGUAGCCGGGAAUUGGGCCGCUGAACGCGUUGGUAAAAGCCUUGACGAGUUCCAGUGGCUCCGAAAAGACUGGUCUGGUCCCGCAAGCCUCGGGGACAAGCCACUCUGCUUCUCGGGCGAGAUGAUCUAUCCCUUCCUCUUUGAGACCUGCGCCGAGCUCAUCAAGCUCAAGGAGACGGCCCAGAUACUGGCCGAGUACGACGCAUGGGAACCGCUGUACGACAUCGAGCAGCUGGGGAAGAACGAGGUCCCCGUCUACGCCGCCAGUUACAACGACAUGUACGUGGACAUAGACAAUGCUCGCGUGACUGCAACUAGGAUCAAGGGCAUCAAGGUGUUCGAGACGAAUGUGCUUUUCCACAACGCUUUGAGAGCCAGGGCCGAAGACGUCAUCCCGCAGUUACUCGCACUGAGAGAUGAUACUAUCGAUUAG